AUGGUAAAUACCGUCAAUUUACCUGCACACUUGGUGCCACAAGCGUUUAUGAAUCAACAAGAGGAUCAUAACCACAAUGACUACAACCACCAUCUGGAUAUACAUCAACAACCACAGACACUGCAUUACCAUCCAUCGAGGCAGAGUCCUCAAAAACGACAGGGGUCACACCAGUCGUCAGCUCUGUAUCAGCAACAGCAGCAACUGGUACUGUACAAUCCGCCCCAUAAUUCAAGUCAAAAUUCACUUCAUACAGACAGCCAUCUUCACAAUCAUCAGCACCCAAUGAAACAUGCUCAGUACUCGCACUCAUUACCAAGUCCACAUCAUCACUCACCACAAAAGCGCCCUCCUCCUCCUCAACAGCAACAACAGCAACAACAGCAACAACAGCAACAGCAACAGUAUCAACCAGCAUCAUAUACUGCGCUUGGUCUGAAUCAAGUGCUGUCAACCCCUACAUACCCCUCAAGGUCGUCGAGUGACUAUUCUAGCUCUACGUCAAAUGCCAACUAUCCCUCUUUAGAACCCUCGCGUCAAAACCAACCUUGGGGAUUUCAAGAUGAGCAAAUGUCGACAGUAGAGCCUAACGUAAAUGGUAACCAUGCGGUGCUCCAGCUGUAUCAGACUAACCAGCAUCCAAUGCCAACACAAUCGCAAUCCUAUUACAUGAAUCACGGUACUAAUAAUCAAAAUUAUACACAAAAUUUGAACCAGAGGACAGGGAGUUUACCACAAUUUGACGGAUAUGCUCAGUCUAGGUAUGGUAAUGAUUAUGAUCUGACUGCUCCGUAUGCUUCACAUCCAAACAAAUCAGCACUGUCAUUGUCAUACGAUACUGGGUACCAGUCGCAAGGAAGGGCCGGUGGUGCAAAUGUUCCUUAUCCCACUGACACUCGCACAUCUCAAUAUCCACCACAAUACCCUACUAUCCACGAGCAAUCAGAGCAAAAUGUACCUUCACUCAAGACACGAAAGGCUCCCACAACGAACUUACCACCCAUACAAACUGAUAUAAUGAACACUUAUGCUGAUAACAGAAGGAUCGUUUCCUCUCCACAUCUGCAGUUUUCUCCACGUCCGGUAACUCAAGAUGCAAGAACAAAGUCAUUGUCCAGUACAUCAAGGGCCAAAGCUGUGCAACAGCAAGUUCAACUCAAUCAACAACAUAACCACCCCGAUCCGUCUGGUAACAACCCUCGUCCAUUAUCCGGUGAUAGAGCAGGUUCUUCAACGUCGUUGCACCACACUUUUUCGUUAUCAUCAAAAUCGCGUUCGUUUAGCUCCCUUAGUAAGUUUUCAUCAUCGUUGUCGACAAAAAAGCUCAAUUCAUCUUCAUCGUUGAAUAAGAGCGAUAGAACAAGCAAUGCCAGUUCAAAAACUAUGGUUCCUGUGCAUGUGGGCCCAAAGGCGGCCGUAAUCUACCCAGCAAUAUUAUCCGAAGUAGCCAAGGUAUUCAAGGAAGCCAUAAUCUUAACAAUCAAUACAAAAGAUGGCUUGGAAUAUCAUGAUACUUUUACUGGAAAAAUGGCCGUUGAUAUAUUAUGCCGUAUUAUCAAGACAAAUGAUCGAAAUUUGGCCCUCUUGUUGGGGAGGACGUUGGAUGCGCAAAAGUUUUUCCAUGAUGUCACAUAUAACCAUCGUUUGCGAGAUUCAGUUCACGAAGUUUAUGCGUUUUCUCAUAUCUACAAUGAUGUUGAGUUUUACAAUGAAGAUGGGUCAACAAGCAAUGGGAACAAUAGUAAUGCACCUUCCAAGCAUGGUUCAUUUAGCGAUAGUCUCCAGUUGCAACAAGCUAUUCAAGACAACUUUUUGGCCCAGCAGCUUCCACAGCAUGUGAACCAGUCAUCAUCUGCCGAGUACAUGAAUUCCGGUCCACAAGUUAACAACAGGUUAAGCGGGGGUAAUAAUGCAUCAUCGGUGGCUGGGAAGAAACUUAGUGCGUCACAGCAAACUGGAGUCAAUGGUGUUUUCACAAUCUUGACCGAUUGUUAUUCACCAACAUGCAGUAGAAGUCAACUUUGUUAUAGUAUUGCUUGUCCUAGAAGGUUGGAGCAGCAAGCUAGGCUCAAUAUGAAACCACAAGGAGGGUUGAAAAGAGCAGUUUCGAGGCUUUCUUUACAUGACCAAGAGGAAAAUGAAACUUUGUGGCACAAGACUGUCCCCCAAUCAGUGUUGGAGAAACUAGACAAGCAUGAAAAGACGAGACAAGAGUUGAUUUAUGAAUUCAUUUACACAGAGCGUGAUUACGUGAAGGACUUGGAGUUUAUGACUGAUUUUUACAUUAUGCCAUUAAGGAACCCGGCUAAUAAUAUAAUCCCGGAGAACCAGAGGGAGAUUUUUAUCCAAACUGUGUUUGGUGGAGUUGGAGAUUUGUUAAGAUUGGGCAAGAGUUUUAGCGACGCAUUGACAAAGAGACAACAACAGCAGAAGCCAGUAGUUGAGACCAUUGGCGAUGUGUUCUUGGACCAUGUUGGUAACUUUGAACCAUUCAUUAGGUAUUCAGGAAAUAAAGUGUUUGCCACUUUUGAACAUGAACGCCAGCAACAAGUGAAUAUAAAGUAUGCUCGUUUUCUUGAUGCCAUUGAGAGGAAACCUGAAUCGAGAAGGCAGGACUUGUCAUCUUUUUUGAUAAAAGGUGUGCAAAGACCAGCGAGAUACCAGUUGUUAUUGGCGGGGAUCUUGAAGCAUACGAAACCAGAGAGUCCCGAUUACAAGUACCUUGUGAAGGCAAAGGAAGUCAUUGAGGCGCUUUUAGUGAAGAUUAAUAUCCAAACUGGUGAAAGCACCGAUCGUCAUAAAAUCAUGGUUUUGCAUAGACUCUUGGGCAAGCAAACUUUGGAAAACAAGUUUAAUUUCAAAUUGUCCUAUAAUAAUCGGAUUUUGUAUCAAGUUACGCUAAACCGAAAGCGUGAUAAUGAAAAGAUUGAUUUAUACUUGUUUGAACAUGCAUUGUUGUUGGUGAAGCAUAAAAUGCAAAAUAAGCGUGAACAACACAAGGUGUUUGAGAAACCCAUAUUGUUGCCAUUGUUGUUUGUCAAUAGCGGAUUUGAAGCUCCAACAAGCAGAACAUUGAUGAACUUUAGGUAUAAUGUCUCGCUUGUUUCCGACACCAGCUUGAAAAACCAGCGAACUGAAAGUAGUAAUUACAUUGGAAACACAUUGUCAUCAAACAAUACCAACAAGUUUCAGUUGAAUUUUCUUGGAUUGGGACGGAACCAAGUGCAUGCCUCGUUGUUUGCCGAAGAUCUGACAAUACAAAGUCAAGUAUUGCUGCAAAUUGCACAACAGCAAAGGAAACUCAUCGACGCUAAUGAUUUGUUUUCAAUGAGUAAGUACGAAACAAGAAGAUUUGCCGGUAAUAACAAAAUCAACUGUGCUGUGCCUUGUUAUGGUGGAAAGAAGUUGUUGUACGGUACUGAUUCUGGAGUAUGGGUGAGCACUGUUCGGUCAAUCAGUGCCACGUCGAAUGAAAAAAUCUGCUCUGAUCCGACAUUGGUUAUUUCAAAACCUUAUGUGACACAAAUUGAGGUUUUGGUGCAAUAUUCGAAGUUGUUGGUUUUGAGCGAUAAGGUAUUGUAUGAGUUUGACCUUGCAUGCACUGAUUCGUUGGAUCAUGUGAAAAACACUAAACUGGGUAAAUUGAUUAUGACACACAUUUCAUUUUUCAAAGUUGGUGUUUGCGAUGGGAAGUUGCUCAUCAUUGGUGCAAAGACUGGCUCGCAACAUGCCAUUUGUAUAUUUGAGCCAAUUAAUCCAUUUGAUCCCAAACAAAAGAAUCGAAACAAGAAUAAGAUUGAAAUACAAGAGAUUCAAUUUACAUCUGACCCAAUUUCGAUUUCAUUCAUGAAGAGUAAAUUGUGUAUUGGAUGUACCAAAGGCUUUGAGAUUUUAUCGCUCCAAUUGGGUACAAAGGAACCAAUUUUGGAUGAGGCUGAUCCAUCAUUAGACUUUGCAACUCAACGAGAAUCGGUUACACCAUUGGCAAUUUACCGACUAGGCAGAGAUGUGUUGCUUUGUUAUUCGGAAUUUGUGUUUUUGAUCAACAAGAAUGGCUGGAGGACAAACCACGACUGGGGGAUUUUUUGGGAAGGCACGCCGCAGAAUGUGGCAUUAUUCUUUCCAUAUCUUAUGUCGUUUGAACCGGGGUUUAUUGAAAUUAGAGAUUUACAUACAACAAACCUUGUGCGGGCAUUGGUGGGGGAGAAUAUCCGAUUCUUGCAUUCGAAUGAGCAUGAAGCAAUGUUUGCGUGUGAAGAAAAGGGCUACGAUAUAAUUAUCUCCAUUGAUUUCUUGAAUUUGAAACCGAAAUCGCCAAAUAGUUGA
Lodderomyces theae is the source of this 4326-nucleotide messenger RNA. It is a transcript of the gene ROM2, whose product is annotated as Rho family guanine nucleotide exchange factor. Gene Ontology annotation, biological process: intracellular signal transduction. The record is from RefSeq and is a predicted model, not a curated record. Gene Ontology annotation, molecular function: guanyl-nucleotide exchange factor activity. The transcript has a single exon. The coding region runs from base 1 to 4326 and encodes 1441 amino acids. Lineage: Eukaryota; Fungi; Ascomycota; Pichiomycetes; Serinales; Debaryomycetaceae.